Molecule: messenger RNA, 3032 nt
Organism: Toxotes jaculatrix (banded archerfish)
Lineage: Eukaryota; Metazoa; Chordata; Actinopteri; Toxotidae
Gene: tbc1d13
Product: TBC1 domain family, member 13
Exons: 12
Coding region: 188-1390 (400 amino acids)
Biological process (GO): activation of GTPase activity; intracellular protein transport
Molecular function (GO): GTPase activator activity
Source: RefSeq, a predicted model, not a curated record
AUAAGAGAACGAUCUGAACACACUGAGCCCACUCACUGACGGGCAGGUUGACUCUGGAUCCAAACAGCGGCGUGGUAUCUGCCCACAGUGUUGUGGUGAAGACGGAAGUGAUAGGAGGACUUCCCUCUGGCCAACAAUUCAUUCCUUUUGGAAACAGUUAAAGGAAUACACCGCCGCCUGCCUAGACAUGUCUACUGCGUACAGAAACAGGAUACAGGAGUUCAAAGUAGCCUUGAGUGAAGAAAACAUAAACUUGAAGGCACUGAGGGAGCUGUGCUUCAAUGGAGUCCCAUUUGAAGGAGGCAUACGAGCGCUUUGCUGGAAAAUUCUUCUUAAUUACCUACCUCUGGAUCAGACAUUAUGGGAGUCUUUCCUCAAAAAGCAGAGGGACGUGUACUCCCAGUUCUUGAAAGAAAUGAUCAUCCAGCCUGGUAUUGCCAAAGCCAACUUGGGCCUUUCCAGAGAAGACGUGACUAUGGAGGACCACCCUCUAAAUCCAAACCCAGACAGCAGGUGGAACACCUACUUCAAAGAUAACGAAAUUCUGCUUCAGAUCGACAAGGAUGUAAGGCGGCUGUACCCAGACAUGGCGUUCUUCCAGCGUCCCACCGAAUACCCUUGCCAACUUAUCUUGGACCCUCAGAAUGAUUACGAGACGCUGCGUCGACGCGUCGAACAGACCACGCUGAAAGCACAAACUGUAAACCGCAACCGCAGUGGAGUCACCAACGUCAGCUCUCCUGGAAAGGCCUUGAACCUGUAUCCAUCUAAUGAAUACGAGGUGCUGCCCAAUGGGAGCGAGGCACACUGGGAGGUGGUGGAGCGGAUCCUCUUCAUCUACGCCAAGCUCAACCCGGGGAUUGCCUACGUACAGGGCAUGAACGAGAUCGUCGGACCCAUUUACUACACCUUUGCCACCGAUCCCAACAGUCAGUGGAAAGAGCACGCUGAGGCAGAUACGUUCUUCUGUUUCACCAACCUGAUGUCGGAGAACAGAGACAACUUCAUCAAGAGCCUGGAUGACUCUCAGUGUGGCAUCACCUACAAGAUGGAGAGUGUGUACUCCAUGCUCAAAGACAAAGACCUGGAGCUCUAUCUCAAGCUGGAAGAGCAGAACAUCAAACCCCAGUAUUUCACGUUCCGCUGGCUGACCCUGUUGUUAUCGCAGGAGUUCCUCCUUCCAGAUGUCAUCCGCAUCUGGGACACCCUGUUUUCUGACGAGGACCGAUUCCACUUCCUCAUCCUGGUCUGCUGCGCCAUGCUCAUACUCAUCAGAGAGAACUUACUGGCAGGAGACUUCACAGUGAAUAUGAGAUUACUGCAGGAUUACCCUAUCUCAGAUGUCCACACCAUCUUGACCAAGGCCAAAGAGCUGCAGGAGAACUCCUAACCUGUUUCGGGUCUUGUCCUCCUGCUUUCUCCGUCUCCUCUCAGAUGUGGUAGGUGGGAGCUCAAACAUUAGAAACAUUGUCAUGUCAAACAUGUAUCGUGUGAGGACUUGAUCAGUGAAGAGCCUGGACAGAUGUGUUGGGGGAGGGGGAGGGGACCAGCACACUGUUUUUUUUUUUUUUUUAACUUGACGUCUGAUGUUCUGUGAGUGGGGACUGCUGCGAAAACCUGGAGGACAUGCCGGAACUAGGGGCCACUCGCUUCUCUGCGCAUUAUGGGAAAAGGCCGCCUUGGUACACGGCCCCCCUGCUCCUCCUCCUCCUCCUCCUCCUCUCACAGCCACCUCUCCCACGGAAACGCGUCGCGCUCAGAUAACGGUGUUCGCACCGAACAUCCCAGGGAGAGGGAGCUUCAUUAAACCUACACUACCGGUGAUAGUUUGAGUUUAACGGAAAAUCCCACUGCGAUCAUGUAUGAAGUCAGAUUGAGCGUUUAUAAUUGGGAUGAGCAAUAGUGCAUGUUUGUUCUCUAAGGGUUUAUUAUUAUUAUUAUUAUUAUUAUUUUUUUUUUUUUUAAUUUUUAAAAUCUGAACCUUUUUAAUGUAAUAAAACAUGUAUGCCUUAGCUGUUUAAUGAUGUGAAACACGAGACAGUAUUUCUGGGUAUAUAUUCUGUCUGGUAAAGUAAAUAUGAAGUGAAGGGCCUGACCUGUUGAAUAUUUUAUAAGUAACUUUCUGGGAAAAAAAAAAAAAAAAUCAUUAUUUUGCUUGUUGGGCCCAUUGGAAAUGUUGAUGAAUUUCAUUCAUUCAAAUGUUGAAUGUCAUUUGACUCCGACAGAACAAAAUUCCUAUUGAAAGAAAGGCGACAGCCAUCAGAGGAAACUGUGGUGCUUUUCACAAUGAACAUUAUUUGCUGAGCUUUUUCCAACCUGAUUCCGCACAUGUCUCUAUAGUAGUUUAAGUACAAUACUUUGUUACUGACCAAUGUGUUUUUACUUUUUUUUUUUUUAAUCCUUUGAGAAAUACAAGCAUGUUUUUCUACAUUAGCUGAAGAAGCUGAAGUUUUAAACAUGAAAUGAUUUUUAAACACAAACACUUAUAAAAAUAAUCUAAAAUUGGAUUAACCUUUCAGAUUAACCUUUAAGUUAAGGCUGAUAAUGUUCAGUGUGAAACACCAGCACAGAGCUGACAGAAAGCACUGAUUCCCAUCUCUAAUAUCCACACGCUGCGCACGCACCAUAUGACCUAUGUGGAAGAUUGAUCACGGCUCGAUUAAGCUUAGAUUUUGACAUCGAUGUAAAUUUGUGUCUCCGAAACUUAAAUCUCCCACUGCUGUCAUAUCCAGUAACCAGCCUGUAACACAAGGUGGUCUCAGAAAGCAGUUAAUGCAUAUGAAGGCAUUUUAAUGUAAACAUUAACCUGAACAGGGACGAGAGAGAGGUCACGGUAACUCACUCAGCUACGUACAUCUUCCAAACAUGACCUGAAAUGUACAGAACAGUACGAGACGCCAUUUCCAGGGCAACUCAAAAGUAAAGUAUUUCUGUAUUGUAUAUAUUUUUUUUUAAUUUUAUAUGCACUCCUUUGAAGUGGGAUGGGGCAUUAAAAAAAAAAAAAGUCUUGAAUUUCCCCCCCCCCCCCAUCU